Molecule: messenger RNA, 735 nt
Organism: Brassica napus (rape)
Lineage: Eukaryota; Viridiplantae; Streptophyta; Magnoliopsida; Brassicales; Brassicaceae
Product: putative glucose-6-phosphate 1-epimerase
Exons: 7
Coding region: 1-720 (239 amino acids)
Biological process (GO): carbohydrate metabolic process
Molecular function (GO): isomerase activity; carbohydrate binding
Source: RefSeq, a predicted model, not a curated record
AUGGAUAACAUCAGACGGUUUAAUGACAUCAUGGAGAUAUAUUAUGAAGUACUAGACAGUGAGAUGAAAAUCUCUGAAGCUAAUAAAGCCAGAUUUGAUAAGAAGAGAUCUGAGGAGGAUUCCGAGUGGACACUCAUGGACCAUGAGCAACAAUGUUCUCACCAAAGUGGAGAUGAUAAAGCAACUUUUGAGAUUACCAAAGAUUGGAAUGGCAUUGACCAAGUCCUUCUCCGAAACCCUCACGGCGCUUCUUCAAAGAUUAGUUUACAUGGAGGACAAGUGAUUUCGUGGAGGAAUUACCAGGGCGAGGAGCUUCUUUUCACUAGCAACAAGGCUAUCUUCAAACACCCAAAAUCAAUGCGUAGAGGGAUCCAGAUUUGUUAUCCUCAGUUUGGAGAUUGUGGAUCACUGGAUCAACAUGGGUUUGCAAGGAACAAAAUCUGGGUCAUCGAUGAGAACCCACCUCCUCUUGCCUCAAACGAGUCCUUUGGAAAAUCAUUUGUUGAUCUUCUUCUCAAAUCAUCAGAAGAGGACUUAAAGCAAUGGCCUCACAGUUUUAAGUUCCGUCUUAGGGUUUCACUUGCCAUAGAUGACGACUUAACAUUGGUUUCUCGGGUUAUAAACAUCAAUGGCAAGCCCUUUAGCUUCUCAUUCGCAUGGCAUGUAAUGAUUAGUAUGUCUGACGGGAGUAAACCCAUGAAUCACGGAAUCUGCAAAUAGUAUUAUCCAACAAAG